AUGCCCGGCGCUGGCUCGAGAGGCAUGAGCCUCUUGGCUUGGAUCGUCAUCUUUACCGUUGUCGAUGCCUCGUUCUUAUGUCUGCGGGCUUGGUCUGCGAGAGUGAUGAAAAGGUCAUUUUACUGGGAUGACGGAAUGAUCAUCUUUGCGUUUGCCAACAUUAUUGCGCUGGAAGGCGUUGUCAUUUGGGCCAUUUACAAUGGCUUGGGCAAACACACUAGUGAAUUGAAUCAGGAUGAAUAUGGUCUCAUUCUCGCCAGUGGUGUCACAUGGCUCCUGGGAACCGUCUUCAUCAAGAUGGCCAUCCUGUGGCUAUAUACUAGAAUCUUUUCCACCGCAAAGUUCAAGCGCUGGUCGUACAUCCUCAUGGGCGUGACGGGCGCCUACGGCGUCGCGUUCCUCAUCCUGUUCAUGAGCAGAUGCUCGCCCAUGUCGCAGCAAUGGGCGCCCGUCGAAGGCGGUCACUGCCGCGACAUCACAGUCGACCAGCUCAUUUCGGUGACCAUCAACAUCGUGGUCGACAUCGCCAUGACCGCACUGCCGAUGCCGGCGCUCUGGGGUCUUCAGAUGCCCCUGAGGAACAAGGUUGCCGUCAGCGCCAUGUUUGGCAUGGGCGCCGCAACAAUCGCAAUCAUGAUUUGGCGUCUCAUCAACACGAUCACUACUAUCGGUGACGUCGACUUCGUCUACAACCUCCACGACAUCGGCCUCGUCAGUCUCCUCGAGCUAUGGAUCGGCAUCAUCAUCGCCUGCCUGCCGACCCUCGGCCCCCUUUUCAAGACAUACAUCAAGCCGGCCGUCGCCAAGUUCGGCUCCAAGCUCACAAACCCUUCGACCGACAAAGGCCAGAUCAACCUCAAGGAUCUGACGAACAGCAGCGGCGGCAACAGCGCUCGACAUCCCCGUCGGACGUACGACAAACUGGGCGAUAACACUUCCGUUGUGGACCUCGAGCGCGCCGAGCUGACGACAAAGUGCCAGUUUUCCCCGGGAACCGAGGCGCCCAUGGGAAGCAAGCCGGUCAUCUACGUCCAUCAGGACAUUGCGUCGCAGGAGUCUUGGAAGCGAGGGGGGGCGCAGGCUUGA
This is a messenger RNA of Colletotrichum orchidophilum, 1086 nucleotides long. RefSeq lists its product as uncharacterized. The transcript has 4 exons. The record is from RefSeq and is a predicted model, not a curated record. Bases 1 to 1086 code for a protein of 361 amino acids. Lineage: Eukaryota; Fungi; Ascomycota; Sordariomycetes; Glomerellales; Glomerellaceae.